Messenger RNA from Apis mellifera (honey bee), 1213 nucleotides. RefSeq lists its product as uncharacterized. Lineage: Eukaryota; Metazoa; Arthropoda; Insecta; Hymenoptera; Apidae. Gene Ontology annotation, molecular function: N-acetyltransferase activity. The transcript is spliced from 3 exons. Bases 130 to 903 code for a protein of 257 amino acids. The record is from RefSeq and is a predicted model, not a curated record.
AUAUUUAUGUACCGUUUAUACGUCGCUGAUAGGUCGCGAUAAUCAGCUAUACUGUAUAGACUGUUUUAUAUUUCAGAAAAGUGAAAUCAGUUUAGUGUGAUUCACUGUAGUUUGCAGAUUUCUUCCAAUAUGAGUAAAACAUCACCAUAUGGUAUCUGGAACUUUCUAAACAAUGAGACCAUCGUCUUCGAGUCUUUGACCGGUGAUACCUUCGAAGGUGCUCUUAAUGUCAUAAGGAAAAGUUUUUUUGUCUACGAGAAUGUAUGCAAAGCUGUAGACUUGCUCUCAGAAUCCGGUGCAAGCAAAGAACUUGAGGAACUCUGUGUGGAUGCGGCGAAAGAUGGGGUUAGUGUUGUUGCUGUUGAUACAAACAGUAAGAAAGUUAUUGGAGUGGCUUUCAACAAAAUACAGCUUCUCAAAAAUUCAUCAGAGAAAAGCAGCUUCGAGAUAAGCAGGGAUAAUUGCAAGUGCAAAUCCUCGAAAGCGUUGAUAGAUUUCAUGAUAAAUAUAGACAGCAGGAUAGAUUUGUUCAACCACUACGACACCGAUUGUAUAUUUGAAAUCAUGUUUUUGGCCACUUUGCCUUCUCAUCAAAAGUGUAGGAUAGGAGAGUUGCUGGUAGCUUCAUCGAUAAAGAUAGCAGAGGAGUUAAUAAAGGGAAAUCCUGUGAAAACACCAGUCACGAUCAAUGAUGUUAAUAUUAUAGAAAACCAAGAAAAAAUACCUAAAGUGAUAUCAGCAAUCACGACGUCCAAUUAUUCGCAGAAGAUAAUGACGAAGUAUGGAUUUGAAAAUUUGUUUUCAAUCAGCUAUGACGAGUUCCAUUUCAAUAAGAAAGUUUUUAGCGAAAAAAUAGGAGAUGAGCAUCGAAAUUGCAUCUUGGUUGCUAAAAAAUUAUCUUAGAUAAAACUUAAUUGUUAAGAUUAAGAUUUAAUAUUGAUAAUAUUGAUUAAUUUCUACUCUUAAAAAAACUAUAAGAUUUUAUUUUAUAAAAAAAUGUAUAUUAUAUUAAAUUGUAUAAUGAAAUGAAUAAAAAAAAAAUUAUUCCAUAUUUUUGUAUAUAUUUAUAAAAUGUAAUCUUAUCAAGUGAAGAUGUAAUCUUACACUGAAUGAAUUAAUAUGUAAACACGUGAUAAGAAGUAACUAUCUAUCAAUGAUUGUAGUCAGAGAAAAGCCAGCAAAUACAUAAAAUAUUAUUGACAAAUAAAAACAA